Medicago truncatula (barrel medic) is the source of this 1129-nucleotide messenger RNA. RefSeq lists its product as uncharacterized. Bases 179 to 427 code for a protein of 82 amino acids. The transcript has 2 exons. Lineage: Eukaryota; Viridiplantae; Streptophyta; Magnoliopsida; Fabales; Fabaceae. The record is from RefSeq and is a predicted model, not a curated record.
CUGAGAAUCUUCCAGAUAGUUCGAAUAUCUUUCUUUCUUAUCUUUCUCUCCACGCAAUCAACCCCUUUUAUUACUUCCAGAGGCCUCCAGAAAGGUUUGUGAUUUCUAUUAAAAACUUACUUGAAACUCCUUUUUUUUUAAGUGAUUUUUUGUAUUGGAGUAUUCUCAGUAGGUAGGUAUGGAUACACAGAAAAGCCAAGCUAAUGAAAAGCCAACUUCGUGUAGAAAGAAGAAGAAUGAAGAAGCCACUUUCAUUGAAGAUUUGAAAGAUCACAUUGAUGAGUUCAUUCAUGCUUCUAUGGAUGAACACAAAACUUGCUUUCAGAAAACAAUUAAGAAGAUGUUUGGUUUGUCUAAGGCUGUUGCCGAGAAGAACUCUGAAGGAGUUGAAAGUUCUCUGCCUCUUCAGAGAACUCUGCGAGAUUAGUUUGCUUUUGAAUCAUAAGGUUUUUAUUUUUGUCAUGUGGUAAUGUAAUAUAACCGUUGGAAUAACACAAAUUAUUCCCAGGAAUAACAUACCUGGGAAUGAAAAUAUGAAAAUUUGAUUCUUGGGUAUUUGUUAAAAAAAGGUGUUUAGCAAAUAACUUGACAUUCCUAGAAAAAUUGGAAGUUACAAUUUUUUUUUUAAAAUCUAUACAUAAUAUCAUGGGAAUGUACAUUCCCAUCUCUUUACAUGGGAAUAAGUUUAUGGGAAUAAUGGAAGUUAUGGGAAGUUACUCUAUUCCUAGGAACCUUUAUACUCAGGAAUAUUUUUUUCUCAACCUCAUAACAAACAUGGGUAUAAUCAUUUCCUAACCAUGUAUUCCCGGGAAUGUCAUUCUUAACCUUGAAACAAACACCCCCUUGAUGUUUAGUUAUGUUGGGAUUUAAAUAAAUGCAGAGAAACUGUUUAAUAAAGUUUUUUUACUUUAUUUUAUUUAGAAGUAAAAUUCAUAAAGUUAUGUUGGGAGUUAUGCUUUUUGUUUUCCUCCACUGUUAUUGAUAAAGUUGUAUAAUUCAUCUCCUCUAAUAGGUGAAACUUGAUGAAGUUGUAUUGUAAUUUCACAUUGGAGAGUGUUUUUCUUUUACUAUUAGAUGUAUGUGUUUGAAUAUUGUUUGAGCUAGCGUUUGAGAAUGAGAUCUAAAUUCA